Molecule: messenger RNA, 4709 nt
Organism: Chroicocephalus ridibundus (black-headed gull)
Lineage: Eukaryota; Metazoa; Chordata; Aves; Charadriiformes; Laridae
Gene: PRR33
Product: proline rich 33
Exons: 2
Coding region: 245-1936 (563 amino acids)
Source: RefSeq, a predicted model, not a curated record
UUGUGGUCACCCGUUGUUCCAUCACUCAGCAGUUUGCUUUGGGAGAUGUGCUUGCUUGAUAUGCUUUAGACAUCUAAGACACAAUCCCUCCGUGAUUCUGGAGAUCCUGCUUGGACACCCUAGCUGUCUCUCUGAAGAGAAGGGAUUAGGCUGGACAACUCGAGACAUAGCCAGGAGCUCAUCCUCAGUCUACUUACACCUAAAUGAACGAGACAGACAGCGAGGAUGAAGCCCAAGCAGAGGGAUGGGAGCCAGGACCAGCGCCUGGAGCUGCUGUUUCAGGCUGUCCCCAGAGGAGGAGAUGACAAUGCUGAUAACAGUGACGUCCUCCAUCCAGCCUGCUCCCAUCCGCCACCACCUUUCUCCCCCUCCCACCCUACCAAAGCCCGGGAAGGACAACCUGCGGCUCCAGCGGCUGCUGAAGAAGGCAGCCAAGAAAAAUGCCGUCUUCACUUCAGAGCAAGCCAAGUCCUUUCGGUCCAGCCUCUCACCUGUGAAUGAGGCCAGCUCUGACCUAGAGCACAAUGAAAGCACUCCCCCAGCAGAGACCCCUGAAACCGCAGCACCCCCCACCACCAGCCUCCCGAUCCACCUCUCCAUCAAGCCCAUCACCCACCGUGUCCCCUCCCCUUUCCGGAAGAGCAAGCCUUUCACACUGAAGGUGACUGAGCAGAGGCGCAUUGCUGAGCACCUCAGCAUCACAACCUCCCCAGCCAUGCCCAUGCUACACAAGCCAGGCGCUCCUAAGACUCCACAGCAGCCUGAAGGCAAGGACACCCACCCUCCCUCUCCAGGCAACCCUUCCGUAUUUGUUCACCCCCAGCCUCCUCCUCCCAGUACACCCAGUAAAGAAAGGGCACCAGAGGUUACCUACAUCAACAAGGUACACGCUUAUUUCCACAGUGUCAAGCCACCCAGGGCUAAGAUACCCACACCAAAUCAGACCCAAGCAACCAUUAGCCAUGAAGACAAAAGGCCACCUUCUCCGGCAGCUGAAACAAGCCACUCUGAAUCAUCUGCAGGGCAGAUACCCACGCCACUCGAUGACAGCGAGGCCACAGCUCCCACACUGGAGCCUCCUCUCCUUUCCGCUGCAGAGACAGAGCCUCCUAAGGAGCCCAAGCCUACUCCUACUGAAGAGUUCAUCAAGGCCCCUUCACCCAAGCCCAGCACCUCCGAUUCCCACACCAGUAAGUCUACAGCCCAUGGAACUGAUGUGGAAAUAUCUGGAUCAGAGAGCACUCCUGAAUUACCCAAGCAAGAUGGCGACAUCCUAAAGCCAUCAACACCCAGCACUCCGUGGAGGCAGGCACACCCACAGGCAGCAAGCCCAGCACAAGCUGACAGUACAGGGGCCACCUCUACAGACACCAAGGCAGAACAUGUCAUUCAACCUCAUUUGACCCCCAGCUUAUCAAACACCAGCCCUCCCCUCAAAGCUGAGCCAACACUACCGCCAGUAGAAGAAGCAAGACCUCCUGGAGCCAAUGCUGGUGGCUGGCAUCGCCUCAGGAAGCACUUGAUGGUGCAGCCAGAAGUACCCAACUUCCCAGAGCCUGAGUCAGAAAAGCUGGGACAAGAGGAAGGGAGCAAGGAAGACAGCUCUCAAGCAAUCAUCAGUCAAGACCACAGUCUGUUUAAAUCAAGGGCCACAAGAAUGUGGGAUGCUAUUUUAUACCAGAUGACAGUCAACAAAGAGAGGAAACCACAAGCAGAAGAGAAGAAGCUGCAGAAGGAAGAAAGCCUCUUUCUUCCCCGACGCUUACCCGUCCUUUUACAUAAGCCACGCUUUGACGCCCGGAAACUGAAGGAGCUGGCUGCCAAACCCAUGACAAAGAUCACCACUGUGUUCGAGGUGGGCCGAUUUAGACCCAAAGCAGCCGAGGAGCACACCAAGAGCUUUAACAGAACAGCAUCAGGAUGGUCAGUCAACUGAAGCCAGGCUGCUCCACCAGGCCCACAUCUCUGAGGGUUUCUAUAGGGCACCAAGCAAGAGAGCACCUAUGUCUAGGUUUACUGCCCGGCAGAGCCAAGUGUAAGGAAAAAAAUAAAAUUAAAUAAAACCCCUCCAAGCCAGCAGCCUCAUGCUGUGGGUUUAAGGGUUACUCUCCAUGUGUGUAUAAGCUCAGAUGCAUAACAUACCGUGUCCACAGGUCAUGAGCCAGGAAAACAGACUUUUGCUUUAAGAAGGCCCAACAAGCUCUGUAUGUAGUAAUACAGGGAGAGAGGGGAGGCACACAGUGAAAAGGACAAAUGGCCUGUAGAAAAAGCCCAGUUUAGAGGAGGCUGGUGGAAUCUGAAUUUAUUUUGUUGUGUUUGUUUAAGACCAAGAGAAAAACCUAGAAAUAAAAGCAGCUGUAGACGGGACAACAUGAAGGAAUCCGGGUUGCUCCACAUGUCCUCUAGGGAUUCUUUGAAGCUGAACUCAAAGUGGGUACAUACCAUCUCUUCAGCUUCUCCACUGAAAGUGCUGUGGAGGGCACCUCACACCCGUUCACUGAGAACAAGGUGGAAACUCAUCCUUCUACUCAGGGCACAGACAAGGGACAGCAUAAGAUAUCCAUCCCGCUGUCACACAGCGGUUCCCCUGCCUAAAACACUGGACAUCAUCAUUUGAUGUCCUCCUAGGUCAGUCUACUAAAUCAUAGCACACAGAAGACUAACUUUAUUGCAGUAAUCAAGUUUUCUUAUGUAUUUUACAGUGCUUUUUUUUUUUUUUAAGCACAGCUGGGGGUUAGUGUUUCCAUGAUAACCAGCAAGAGAUUGCUUCAGCAUACCUACUGUUGCAUACCUACUGGUGCCUGACAUUCUGAAAAAAGGGUAUUUAAAACAAAAUCCCCAACUGUGGCCCAUCCUCAGAGACAACUGUGCUUUCCAGCAUUACAGUCACCCUUUGCAUCUCCACCACCACCAAGCUUAUAAGCAUGAAACUGGAGAUCAGCUGUUUCUGUUUCACAAGGGACUUUGUCAUAUGCUGGGAUAUUCCUACACAGCUAAUAUAGGAUUGCUAUGUUUAGUGCAAAUAGGAAACUCGAUACACAGCUCUUUACAUUCUCUUCAUGUGCAGAGGAUACAGAGCUGACCAAAAUGUCCCCAAGCCAAACUGCAAACAGACUUACAAACAAAACCAAGAGACCCUUUUGCCGUUUUGAAGUCCUCCAACUUUGCAAUGAUGCUAUCAGUAAAGCUCAGUUAUAGUCAAAUCAUCAGUGAAGUUUUCACUUUGCUGGCCUUAUCGUCUUGAUUUGUAACCCCUUCCCUAUUCCAAGGAAAAAAAGUGAGAAGGAAGAAUAACCCAAGUAUCUAAAGUUUGGAUCACCCAAUAGAUAAUUUAGAUAACCCAAUAGAUAAUUUAGAUAACCCAAGUAUCUAAAGUUUCCCAGCGGGAAGCAGAGGAAGGCAGGUCUGGCUGCGUGGUUUAGCCUUUCCACCCCAGAAGUAAAGGGCAGAGGCAUACAGCAGGCAUGGACAGACUUUGGCAGGAGAGCACUGGAGAGGAGCAAAUAGAUGCCUGGAGGCAAGAGGAAAUUUCCACCAGUGGUUCUGUAUUGGGAGCCAUUGCAGCACGUCCCAGCUUGAGCCGCUGCGCUGAGCGAGGGAAGGAAAACGACACUGGAUGGAGUUCAGUUGUUUUUCAAUGUCAAACAGCCUCGGGCAGUUGGUAAGAGCCCAAACUGCCACUUAGAGAAAACCUCUUGCUCUGCAGCCUGCUCAGAGGUCCUGCAGCUCAGGCAGGGAGGGGAGGAGAGGAGGAAAAACUGUACCUGUGGCUCAAGCAACUAGAAAGCUGAUAAGGUGGUGUUGAGCAAGUGACAUGGGGGUGAGCCAGAAGGGUUUAAGAGCAAAAAGGCAACCAUGAAGGGAUCUGGCAGUAGGGAAAAAGGAUGAACAUAGUUCAGGGGGUUGGAGAGGAUCUGGGGAGCAGGGACCUCUCAGCACACAAAACAGCCAGCUAAAAGCCAAAGAUCCUCCAAGUUAUCACAGCCAUUUUGCUCUUCACAGUCAAAAAAGCCUUCCUUGUGAACGAGCCCGUAGGGCAACGGUGCUGUGCAGUGGUUGUUCGGAGCACUGGGUGGAUCCUAGAGGACAUCACAUAACAGUUGCUGGCCUUUCAAGAAAGGAUGCUGGAAAAAGAUCAGAGCUGAGGGCACUUUCCUUUGAGCUGCUUGCAGAAGCUCAGGUAGGGGGGGGGGAAACAAAAAACACCAACAAAUAAAAACCCACACACCUGAAGACAACCUAGCAAAACCUGUUUGCUAUAAAGAAUUGAAGAUCAGUAGGAUCCCACCUGGUGCAUCAAAACAGACUUCAGGAAAAAGAAGAGGACUGAUCAAAGAGGAGACCUUAAAAUAAGUUUCUGAAAAGGACAGGCAGAGAAGCAGGUUGAGGAUACAAGUCUGGUGGGCUCCUCCUCCUUUACAUCAAAAACCGUAGCUUUGGGAAGGCUUGGGUUUGUACUGCUGCCAUCUCAAAGUGGCAUUCAAGACAACAACUCUUCUAAACGGGCAUCACGAAAGGAAAAAACACCCAAGCAAAACAAUAUGCUGCAACCAGAAGUCAGCUCCUUGAGGGAAAGAAAAAAAAGAAAAAAAAAAAAAGAAGGAACACAGCCCCCAGAAGAAUUCAGAAACAAAAGGUGUUUUGUAGCAGACAGAGCUAUUUAUAAGCUUGGCUUUGAAAUAAAGCUUCUUUUUUGUAGUAGGAAAAAA